AAAAACAGACCACAUCUCUCAAUACUAUCAACUGCUGCCCAAAAAUGUCUUCUCUCCUAACAGCCUUUCUCCUGCUCAUAACAGCCAUGACCUCUGCAGCGCCACUGCCACUCCGGGCAGGAUUCUAUUCGGAGACGUGCCCGGAAGCUGAAAUUAUAGUGAGGAACUUUAUGAUGAAGGCUUUGAUUAAAGAACCAAGAAGUGUUGCCUCGGUUAUGCGCUUUCAGUUCCAUGAUUGUUUCGUUAAUGGUUGUGAUGCUUCUAUGUUGAUGGAUGAUACACCAAGUAUGCUAGGAGAGAAGCUUUCUCUUUCCAAUAUAAAUUCUUUGAGGUCUUAUGAAGUUGUUGAUGAAGUCAAGGAAGAGUUAGAGAAGGUCUGUCCAGGAACUGUUUCUUGUGCUGACAUAAUUGUCAUGGCCUCGAGAGAUGCUGUUGCUCUGAGCGGAGGGCCAGAUUGGGAAGUGAAGUUAGGGAGAGAAGAUAGUUUAACAGCAAGCCAAGAAGACGCGAACAAUAUCAUGCCGAGUCCAAGAUCAAAUGCAAGCUUCCUAAUAGACCUAUUUGCCAAAUUCAAUCUUUCCGUGAAGGAUCUUGUAGCCCUUUCAGGGUCACAUUCUAUUGGCCAAGGAAGGUGUUUCUCUAUAGUCUUUAGGCUAUAUAACCAGUCUGGAACAGGCAAGCCUGACCCAACAAUCGAGCCAAGAUUUAGAGAAAAGCUAGAAAAGUUGUGUCCGAUUGGCGGAGAUGAAAAUGUAACAGGGAAUCUUGAUUCAACGCCAGUAGUUUUUGACAACAUGUACUUUAAAGAUUUGGUUGCAGGCAGAGGGUUUCUUAAUUCUGAUCAAACGCUUUAUACAUAUCCUGAAACAAGAAAAUACGUUAGCUUUUUUAGCAAAGACCAAUCUGCAUUCUUCAAGGCCUUUGUUGAAGGAAUGAUAAAGAUGGGUGAUUUGCAGUCUGGAAGGCCUGGAGAGAUCAGAACCAAUUGCAGAGUUGCCAACAGGCGGCCUGUUGAUAUAUUGUUGGAGUCCUGAAAGAAUUUCGAAAUCAUUUGUAGUCUUGAUUAAAGUCAUAGAAUAGGGGAGGCAUUGAAGUAUAAGACUAGAGAAGUCAAUAGUGGCAAAAUCUUAUGGGAUUUGUGAAACUGAUUAGUGGAAUUGUUGCUAUCGAAUUUAAUCUUUUUAAUUGUGUGGA
This is a messenger RNA of Ricinus communis (castor bean), 1194 nucleotides long. RefSeq names its product peroxidase 17. NCBI's taxonomy places the organism in Eukaryota, Viridiplantae, Streptophyta, Magnoliopsida, Malpighiales, Euphorbiaceae. Gene Ontology annotation, molecular function: heme binding; peroxidase activity. The record is from RefSeq and is a predicted model, not a curated record. The coding region runs from base 45 to 1034 and encodes 329 amino acids. The transcript is spliced from 3 exons. Gene Ontology annotation, biological process: hydrogen peroxide catabolic process; response to oxidative stress.